AUGUCUCGUUUCUUUGCUUCAGGCUAUAGUUCAGAGUCUUCUUCGGAAGAGGAAGCGUUAAUGAGCACUUCUGAGGAAGAAAUACUUUCUUCUUCUGAUGACUUAUCUACCGACUCUGAGUUUGAGAACGAAUUGGACGAAUCAAGUGAUUCUGACUCUGAUGGUGCGCCAAAGGGACCGUCAUACUUUUUGAAAAAAAGUGCCGGUGGUCAAUCUGACUCAGAUUCAGAUUUAGAUAGCGAUGAUGAGGGUAGAAAAGUAGUCAAAUCAGCCAAAGAAAAAUUAUUAGACGACAUGAAAGAAGUUAUAGAGGCGAUUAAUAUUUCGAAGAGAACUAACAAAUGGACAUCGGCAUUAAGUGACUUCGAAAAAUUAGGCAGGCUAUUGACUAGAUCAAGUCAACAGAGAUUCGGAACACCUAAAUUUUACAUUGCAUGCUUGGCCGGCUUAGAGGAUUACAUCAAUGAAACUGCUGAAAAUGAAAAGUUGGAAAAGUCAUUAAAUGCUGCAGAAGCCAGAGCAUUUAAUACUGCUAGGCAAAGAGUUAGAAAGCAAAUUAAAGAAUAUCAAGCUUACUGUGAUUCUUAUAGGAAAAACCCUGAAGCAUUUGAAAGUGAUGAACCAUUGGAAGCUGUCCAAACUGAGGUAUUCCCUGAAGACGACAAGCGAGGUACUGUAAGUGCUCAUAAAGUGUUUGGACCUGUGUUUACAAUUUUGAAGCAAAUCUCUGAAACUCGUGGUAAGAAGAAUAUUGACAAGCAUGAACAAAUUCAAUCGUUAGAAGAUUUAUUACGUGAUAUUUCGAAAACCGGUAGUAUUUUUGAGCUUAUUUCUACCUAUCAAAUGUUGUUGUCUGUUAGAUUUGAUGCAUCGUCAAAUCAAACUUUUAUGCCUGUUGACCAAUGGACCAAGAAUAAAAAUGAUUUAAAUUCUUUGUUGGAUUUACUAGAAGCUAACAAAGACCUGUAUCAAGUUUCAGAAAUCGGUGAAAUAACUGACGAAGUCGAUAUUGAACCAGCAGCAAAUGAUGAAGACGUCAAAGUUAUUUUCGGGUCGAUAACUUCAUUGAUCGAGAGAAUAGAUGAUGAAUUUACCCGUUCGCUUCAAAAUAGUGAUCCUCAUUCUCUUGAGUAUAUUGAGAGAUUGAAGGAUGAAGGCUCAAUAUAUGAACUCUUGGUAAGGGGACAAUCUUAUGUUGAGCUCAUUACACCGGAAUCAGCUAGAGAUGAAACAACUCAAGUUUCAAGAAUUGUUUUGAGAAGAUUGGAGCAUAUCUAUUACAAACCAAAUCAAUUAAUUGCUGCUAAUGAGAAAGAAACUUGGAAAGAUCUUAAAGUUGACUCGAAGAUAACGCCAAGAAAUUCUGAUCCUAAUACAGUUGUCGAGGAGUUGUGUGAUUUCUUAUCCAAACAAUCAAGCAACAUCUAUCGGUCCUACGCUUUGUUGUACAAUAUAUAUUAUCAUGCAGUGAAUGACGAGUACUCCAAAGCUAGAGAAUUGUUUUUGAAGUCGCAAAUUUACUAUUCUAUCCAACAUGCCGAAUCUCCUUUACAAAUUCAGUAUAAUAGAGCGUUGGUACAAUUAGGUUUAAGUGCAUUUAGAGCAAGUGCAAUUGAAGAGUCACAUCAAACUUUGAUGGAUAUUGCAAAUUCCCAAAGGACUAAAGAAUUGCUUGGUCAAGGUUUUAACACAAAGUACCCUAGUCAAGCAACAGCCGCAGAGAAGCAAAGAUUAUUACCAUUUCAUAUGCACAUCAAUUUGGAGUUGCUUGAAUGUGUCUAUAUGACAAGUUCUUUAUUAAUAGAAAUCCCUGCUUUGGCGGCUGCUGCAUCAAGCUCAUCGAAAGACUCUAGACGUAAAGCAUCAGUCAAGUCUUUCAAGAGUAAAUUGGAAUUUCACGACAGGCAGUAUUUCACAGGUCCUCCAGAGAGCAUCAAAGAUCACAUUGUUUAUGCAUCUAGAGCUUUACAAAAGGGUGAUUGGUUGAAGGCUUAUGAUCUUUUGGCAUCUAUCAAAAUCUGGAAAUUAUUCCCAAACCAUGAUCAGUUGUUAGAAAUGAUGAAAAACCAGUUGCAGGUUGAGGGCUUGAGAACUUACAUUUUCACAUACAGGCUGGUUUAUUCUAAAUUAUCUGUUUCCAAGUUAUCUCAAAUCUUUAGUCUUGAUUCCGAAAAAGUCGUUUCCGUGUUGCAACGUAUGAUUGAUUCAAACGAAGUUAACGGUACUUUGGAUGAUGAUAAAUAUCUUAAUUUCAUUUCUACUGGCCCACAAAGGUCGAGAUUGCAAGAAUUGGCGAUAGUGAUGAAUGAAAAGGUGGGUUUGUUGGCUGAGAAGAAUGAAAAGACUGCUUCUAACGGUCAUGGAAGGAAGCAGCCCCAACAGCAACAACAGCAGCAGCAACAACAGAAAGAACAAAAGGAAUUUAUUCAAGAAGAGAACAAUAAGUUUAGAUGUGCUAAUGUUAACACCAACAAUGAUGAAUUUCAAGCUAUGGUUUGA
Molecule: messenger RNA, 2499 nt
Organism: Priceomyces carsonii
Lineage: Eukaryota; Fungi; Ascomycota; Pichiomycetes; Serinales; Debaryomycetaceae
Gene: NIP1
Product: translation initiation factor eIF3 subunit c
Exons: 1
Coding region: 1-2499 (832 amino acids)
Biological process (GO): translational initiation
Cellular component (GO): eukaryotic translation initiation factor 3 complex
Molecular function (GO): translation initiation factor binding; RNA binding; translation initiation factor activity
Source: RefSeq, a predicted model, not a curated record